Mastomys coucha (southern multimammate mouse) is the source of this 2230-nucleotide messenger RNA. RefSeq names its product acyl-CoA oxidase like (gene Acoxl). The transcript has 19 exons. Gene Ontology annotation, biological process: fatty acid beta-oxidation using acyl-CoA oxidase; lipid homeostasis. Gene Ontology annotation, cellular component: peroxisome. Gene Ontology annotation, molecular function: FAD binding; acyl-CoA oxidase activity; fatty acid binding. The coding region runs from base 28 to 1992 and encodes 654 amino acids. NCBI's taxonomy places the organism in Eukaryota, Metazoa, Chordata, Mammalia, Rodentia, Muridae. The record is from RefSeq and is a predicted model, not a curated record.
GAACAGCCUGAAACCUCAAGCACACAGAUGGAGCAGACUCCGGACUUGGGCCUUGGGGAUUCAUCGCUGUUCCGCUACCUGGAUGGAGAAUUCUGGAGCCUCAAGAACGAGCUUCGCAGAGCCCUGGGGAGCUCUCCUCUCUUCCAGCCCAGGUAUGACUUAAGUCUGGAUGAAAUGAGAGCUUUGACAAAUCAGCGAGUGAAGUUUGUCAUGGGUCUCCCUACGUUAAAGCGUUUGCUCCAGAAUCAGGAAGAAAAAAGGAAGAACUUCACCAGCCAAAGCCUUGUCCUGGGAGAAGUGCUCUGCAUGGUGGAUGUGGACACGUCUAUAAAGUGUGGAGUUUUUAAUUUGUUAUUUGGUGGUGUAAUCAACAGUCUUGGAAGUCCUGAACAUGUUACCAAGUGGUUUCAGCCACUCAAGGAGCAGAAGUAUACUGGGAUGUUUGCAAUGACUGAGAAGGGCCAUGGGAGCAAUGUGAGAGGGAUCCAGACUGAGGCCACCUUUGACCGUGACAAUCAGGAGUUUGUGAUUGACAUGCCAUGUGAGAACGCCCAGAAGAUGUUCAUCGGCAAUGCCAUAUAUGGGAACUACGCUGCUGUCUUCGCCCAACUCAUCAUUGAGGGGAAGUCUCAAGGGCCCCACUGUUUUAUUGUUCCUAUCAGGGAUGAAAAUGGAAACUUGUACCCAGGAGUGACAGUUAUUGACAUGAUGCACAAAGAAGGUUUGAACGGUGUGGAUAAUGGAAUUUUGAUAUUUGACAAGGUUCGGAUUCCAAGAGAGAACCUGCUGGAUAAAUUUGGUUCCGUGGCUCCAGAUGGACAGUACCAUUCACCUAUUCAAAGCAAGAGCGCAAGGUUCAGUGCAAUGCUGGCAAUGCUGACCCCUUCAAGACUAGCAGUGACUUUCCAAGCAAUGGGUGCCAUGAAGCUUGGACUGAUGAUAGCCAUCCGCUAUAGCCACAGCCGAAGGCAAUUUGGUCCCAAGGGCAAAGAAGAGGUGAAGAUCAUCGAGCACCAAAUGCAGGCAUUCAGGCUGAUGUCUCACCUGGCCACAGCUCUGGCCCUGACCUUCACCAGCAGGCAUGCAUCCUACAUCCUGGAUGAAGACAUCUUCCAGGGAAGGGAGUCCAUCAACAGACGCUCACUACAGGCACUGAUGGCUGGAUUGAAAGCCUACAGUACGUGGGAGGCUGUCAGCUGCCUACAGGACUGUCGUGAAUGCACCGGAGGCAUGGGUUACAUGAUGGAAAACCGAAUCUCAGGCCUGAAAUGUGACAUAGAUGUGUUUGUAACCUUUGAAGGUGACAAUAUGGUCAUGCUUCAGGUUGUGGCCCGGGAACUGCUGGCCCAGUACAGCAAGCAAUAUAAGAAAAACCGGCUCUUGGGUAUGAUCCAGAACUGGACCGCAACUGCAGGGGACAAGCUGAGAACCAGUUUCCUGGUGUUUAACACUGACAAGGUAGGAUGUCUAGCCUUUCUGCUGAAAGCAGUGAAUUUUCGAGAAAGGGUUCUUCAGCGGAGCUUGGUGUCCAGAAUUUACUAUAAGGUGGUGACGGAGAAGGGGGACUUCUUCAGUGCCUGGAACUCCUGUAUGCACCAUGUGAUCUCAUUGUCUCUGGCACACAUUCAAAGUGUUGCACUAGAGCAGUUCACAAUGGCAGUGAGGCGCUGUCCCAACAGGGAGGACCAGGCUUUGCUAAUGAAGUUUUGUCUGUUGUAUGGAACGAAGCUGGUGUUCCAGGAGCGGGGCUGGUACUUAGAACAUAAAUACCUGACUCCAGAGGCCAGCAUGCAGAUCAGGGCUCAGUUGCUGAAUUUGUGUGAGUCUGUGAAGGAUGACGCCCUGAAGGUGAUCUCUGCCUUCAACAUCCCACACACCAUCGGUGCACCAAUAGCAGGAAUCUCCAACCCCGGGGCUGCAGAGGCCUUCUACCCCGCGCCCACGAAGCCGCUCAUGAGGGAUGGGGCGUGUUCUCGACUGGCCAAGCUAUGAGCCUGCCGAGAAAUGUAGUGUCCCAACUUCCAAGAUUUUGACUAGAGCUGGAGCAGAGGUCAAAGUGGCAGGUGCAGGGCAGCCACCUUGGGGAUUUUGGUCAGGCAGAGGAGGUCGGGCUAGGCUGGCAAGGAGCAGGACGAGUUGUCCGGAAGAGGGAGCCCUAGUUGGAUGCCCCAGUGACUUAUCCGGGUCUCGUAACCUCUCCUGGCCCUUGGCUUGACUUUCCCCCCCCCCC